GCUGAGAUUGACUGGCUGGACCUGCCCGGGCGGUGGGCCUACGGAGUGGACAGCGGUGGGAGAAUCUUCUUCAUCAAUGAUGAGGAAAAGGCAACCAGCUGGGUGCACCCUGGAACGAAGUCACCCAUUCAGAGUGGACAUACCUCCGGCCCAGGUUUGCCCAAGGGCUGGGAGAUGGAUUCCACCAAGGAAGGAGCUGUGUAUUUCAUCAACCACAAUGAAAGACGGAACACAUUUCUACACCCAGUGACUGGCCAGGUCCCAGAGGAGAACAAAAAAUUUGACUUGAAAACAUCGGCUUUGGACAUGUCCAAUAAAACAGGUGGGAAACGCCCGGCCACCACCAACAGUGACAUAUCCAACCACAACAUGGUGUCCGAGGUCCCUCCAGAGCGGCCCAGCGUCCGGGCAACUCGAACAUCCCGCAAAGCCGUCGCCUUCGGCAAGCGCUCACACUCCAUGAAGCGAAACCCUAAUGCCCCCGUCACCAAGGCGGGCUGGCUCUUCAAACAGGCCAGCUCUGGGGUUAAGCAGUGGAACAAGCGCUGGUUCGUCCUGGUGGAUCGUUGCCUCUUCUACUACAAAGAUGAGAAGGAGGAGAACGUCCUGGGCAGCAUCCCCCUCCUGAGCUUCCGGGUAGCAGCGGUGCAGCCCUCAGACAACAUCAGCCGGAAACACACAUUUAAGGUGACUGUGUGCUGGGUGGAUGAGGCCGGAGCCAGUUCCACGCACUGCCUCUCCCCACAGGCUGAGCAUGCCGGUGUCCGCACCUACUUCUUCAGUGCCGAGAGCCCUGAGGAGCAGGAGGCCUGGAUCCAGGCCAUGGGGGAGGCUGCCCGAGUACAGAUCCCUCCAGCCCAGAAGUCGGUGCCCCAAGCUACACGCCACAGCCAUGAGAAGCCAGACUCGGAGAACAUCCCACCCAGCAAACAUCACCACCAGCCACCCCACAACAGCCUCCCCAAGCCUGAGCCCGAGGCCAAGACUCGAGGGGAGGGUGACGGUCGAGGCUGUGAGAAGGCAGAGAGGAGGCCUGAGCGGCCUGAAGUCAAGAAAGAGCCUCUGGUGAAAGCCAAUGGCAUCCCAACUGGACCAGAGCCAGCCUCAGAGCCGGGCAGCCCUUACCCUGAGGGUCCAAGGGUGCCAGGGGGUGGGGGUGGGGAGCAGCCUGCUCAGGCCAAUGGCUGGCAGUACAGCUCCCCAAGCCGGCCGGGGAGCACGGCUUUCCCACCUCAGGACGGAGAGAGUGGGGGACACCGGCGGAGCUUCCCGCCACGCGCCAACCCUGACAAAAUUGCCCAGCGCAAGAGCUCCAUGAACCAGCUCCAGCAGUGGGUGAACCUGCGCCGGGGGGUGCCCCCACCUGAAGACCUUCGGAGUCCCUCUAGGUUCUACCCUAUGUCCCGCAGGGUUCCUGAGUAUUAUGGCCCCUACUCCUCUCAAUACCCCGACGAUUACCAAUACUACCCACCAGGGGUGCGGCCGGACAGCAUCUGCUCCAUGCCCGCCUACGAUCGGAUCAGCCCACCCUGGGCCCUGGAGGACAAGCGCCACUCCUUCCGCAACGGGGGUGGCCCUGCCUACCAGCUGCGUGAGUGGAAGGAACCCACCAGCUACGGGCGGCAAGAUGGCACCGUCUGGAUCCCCAGCCCUUCCCGGCAGCCAGUCUACUAUGACGAGCUGGAUGCUGCCUCCAGCUCCCUGCGCCGCCUGUCCCUGCAGCCCCGGUCCCACUCCGUGCCCCGCUCGCCCAGCCAGGGAUCCUACAGCCGCGCCCGCAUUUACUCCCCAGUCCGCUCACCCAGUGCCCGAUUUGAGCGGCUGCCACCUCGCAGUGAAGACAUCUAUGCUGACCCCGCUGCCUAUGUGAUGAGGCGAUCCAUCAGCUCCCCCAAGUAUGAUUACCUGGGAGACAGGCGGCCAGUCCCUGCAGGACUGUUCCCCUACAACUACCCACCAUCCCCCACGGUUCACGAUAAGAUGGAUGAACUUUUAGAUCUUCAGUUGCAAAGAAACCUAGAGUAUUUGGAUCAGCAGAUGAGUGAGAGCGAGACUCUCAUCAGUAUGGUGAACCGCAUUGUGGAAAACUCCUCCCCCAGGGCCCAACUCUUCAUGCAAGUCCCUCCAUACCCAGAAGUGUUCCGGGACAGCAUCCACACCUACAAGUUAAACGAGCAAGACACAGACAAGCUGCUGGGCAAAUUGUGUGAGCAGAACAAGGUGGUGAGAGAGCAGGACAGGCUGGUGCAGCAGCUCCGAGCUGAGAAGGAGAGCCUGGAAAGUGCCUUGAUGGGGACCCACCAGGAGCUAGAGAUGUUUGGAAGCCAGCCUGCCUACCCAGAGAAGCUGCUGCAUAAGAAGGAAUCGCUGCAGAACCAGCUCAUCAACAUCCGUGUGGAGCUGUCUCAGGCAACCACGGCCCUGACAAACAGCACCAUAGAGUAUGAGAACCUUGAGUCCGAGGUCUCCGCCCUGCACGAUGACCUCUGGGAGCAGCUCAAUUUGGACAUCCAGAAUGAGGUGCUCAACCGGCAGAUCCAAAAGGAGAUCUGGAGAAUCCAGGAUGUGAUGGAGGGGCUCAGGAAGAACAACCCCUCCCGAGGCACAGACACAGCCAAGCACAGAGGGGGACUUGGCCCCACAGCCACCUACAGCUCCAACAGCCCAGCCAGCCCCCUCAGCUCUGCCAGCCUCACCAGCCCCCUGAGCCCCUUUUCACUUGUGUCAGGCUCUCAGGGGUCCCCCACCAAGCCUGGAUCCAAUGAGGAACCUGGCCCGCCUCGGCCUCCCCUCCCCAAAGCCUACGUCCCCCUGGAGUCUCCUCCCACCGUCCCUCCACUCCCUAGUGAGAGCCGCUUCUGGCCAUACCCCAACUCCCCUUCCUGGCACCGCAGUGGCGAGACAGCCAGGGGUCAGCCCAAGUCGAGCUAUGAGCAAAGCAAGAAAGAUCCCCAGCAAACAUCACCCCGGGACACUCCCAGAGACAUCAGCCUUGUGCCUACCAGGCAAGAGGUAGAAGCGGAGAAGCAGGCAGCUCUCAACAAAGUUGGCGUCGUGCCCCCUCGGACAAAGUCACCCGCUGAUGAAGAGGUGACUCCGUCAGCAGUGGUGAGGAGGAGUACCAGUGGGCUCCCCAACGGCCUCUCCUCCCAGGAACGCCCCAAGAGUGCUGUGUUCCCUGGCGAGGGGAAGGUCAAGAUGAGCGUGGAGGAGCAGAUUGACCGAAUGCGACGACACCAGAGUGGCUCCAUGAAGGAGAAGCGGAGGAGCUUACAGCUCCCAGCCAGCCCUGCCCCCGACCCCAGCCCCCGGCCUGCCUACAAAGUGGUGCGCCGCCACCGUAGCAUCCAUGAGGUGGACAUCUCCAACCUGGAGGCAGCCCUGCGGGCAGAGGAGCCUGGUGGGCAGGCCUAUGAGACACCCCGGGAGGAAAUUGCCCGGCUUCGCAAAAUGGAGCUGGAGCCGCAGCACUAUGACGUGGACAUCAAUAAGGAGCUCUCCACCCCAGACAAAGUCCUCAUCCCCGAACGGUACAUUGACCUGGAGCCCGACACUCCGCUGAGCCCCGAGGAGUUGAAAGAGAAGCAGAAGAAGGUGGAGAGGAUCAAGACACUCAUUGCCAAAUCCAGUAUGCAGAACGUGGUGCCCGUCGGCGAGGGGGACUCUGUGGACGUGCCCCAGGACUCAGAGAGCCAGCUGCAGGAGCAGGAGAAGCGGAUUGAAAUCUCCUGCGCCCUGGCGACCGAGGCCUCCCGCAGGGGCCGCAUGCUGUCUGUGCAAUGUGCCACCCCAAGCCCUCCCACCUCCCCUGCUUCCCCGACUCCACCAGCCAACCCCCUAUCGUCUGAAUCCCCACGGGGCACCGACAGCAGCCAUACCAUGCGGGUCUGAGCUCUGACUGCAAGCCCUGGCUGAGGCCAAUGCUGUGAAGCUCCACAGAGCCACAUUCUGAAGCCGUCCUCUACCCAUCUGAGGUCCUGGCUCCUCACCCUGGCCCCCUGCGCCUGCGCUCCCAUGGGGAUGCCGCCGGGAGCCAGGUUGGGGGCCAGGGGCUGCUGCUGAGAGGAGUGUGGGUACCUCGGUGUCCACACGCCCACUGCGCCUAGCCCGGAAGCCCUCGCUACUCAUAUUGUGGUCCUAGGCCAUGGCCUGAGGUGGCAGGUGGGCAGCGCCAUCCUUGUGAGUACCUGAGUCAUGGGAAGCCUCGGCCUGGCUCUGGCUGGAGUUGUGAUGACCCUACUGGAACAUAACCUGUUGAAGAACAUGCCCUGGUGGGGAACACGCCCGUGACUACCUUAGGUCAGGACUAGAGGUGAAGAGAAGAUGGACACUGCCUCUCAGAGCCUGCUGGACACCAAGGACAGCCCCUGCCACCCUCGCCUUCCCCAUCAGCCCCACCCUGCUACCCCAGCUAUAUCCAGGGCUUGACAUGUCUCUGCUUAUGGGUGCUUGCUGGGGUCCAGUGGAGACUGACCACCCUACUUGAGCCAAAAACAAGAUGAGAGAUAGGGAGAGGUUCCUGGGUGCCCUGAGGGGACAGUGCUGGCCGUGGCUAGAAAACAGCAGGUCUGUGCAGCGUCUGAGGGCAGGUUGGGAAGGGUAGCGGAAAGACGGGGAAGAGAUUCUUGGAGAGUAGAAGGAGGGGAAAGUGGCAGGAGACGUUGGCAAGUAAAGAGGGAAGGAGAGAAGCAGAAAGUGGGUAUUGGAUUGGUUUUCCCAGGUGGAGCCUUAGGUUAGUGCCCAGUGCAGUGCCAGACUAUCACCUCUGCCCCUCCGCUCUCAUCCCCAGGAGGACCCACUGGUGGAGCAGACGGUGGCCUCAGCAGAGGUGCUUGGUGUGGAGAUCCAGGUGUAGGGUAAAGGGAGCCAGGUGGCAACUGUCUGGGAGAUGGCUCUUUGUAGGUCUGCACCUGUGGUCUGCCUCCCCAUCCUGCUGUGAGAGGCAGAGAGGAGGACUUGGCUUAGGUAGCGUGUGGUCAGCCUUGGGGACUUACCUAACCAGCUUGGUGAUAUCCUUUUGCCCCGUUCCCCCUGGAACAUGCAGUGGGCCAGCUGAGAGUGUGCCCAGGGCAGUGGGGAUGAGGCCAAAGUCCCCGGGGCCAGAUUCUAGGCACCUGCCCCUCUUUUCAAGCAUCCCAGAUAAGGACCCACUGAGGCUUGGCUUUCUUACAGUUGACUUGCCCAGGGAGGCUGGGGGGAGAGACAGAAAAGCAAAGCUCAUUCUUCCUCUUCACCCACCUUGAGAUGAAUGUAGCCAGAGAGGAGGAUGGAGAGUGGAGCUAGAGACACCUUGGCCCCUAAGCCUUCUCUUUGCCAGAGUUGCUGCCCAGAGACUUCAGCCUGACCACCAGCGGCCCCUAAGAGCAGCAACUGUAUCUUCUACCAGUUCCUCUCCACUCCUUCAUGACUGGGACAGUUACUGGUUCAUAUGCAAGUAAAGACGACAAUUCACUCAACAAAUAUUUAUCGAGCACCUUUUAUAUACCAGGCACUGUUCUAGGUGCUUAGGAUAUUCCCAUGUGCCCGAGGGAUUACAGACCAGGAGGAUUCCACCUAUUCUCACUUCUAGCAGGUUUUUUGAACAUGACCCAUGGCUACAUUUUCCAUCUUCACAGCUCAAGCAUCCCAAAUCUGUUCUUUCUCUCCUGCAGACUGGUAGGUGGGAUUGGCUCCCAGGCCACCCUCCCUCCCUCUUUCCACAACACCUUUCUCCCUCCACAGGAAACAGAUUUUUCAGGGCCCGCCAUGCCUGCUCCUUCCUUUGUCUGUCUUUCCUUUUUUAUUUUAAAGUAAUAUUUUUAGAAAUACAUGUAAAAUACCAAGAAAUAUUGUCCACGCCUCUGCCUGCCUCUCACCUCCUAUUUCAUAAAGCUGGCUCUUUAUGUUGCUUUACAUGCCUUAAUAUAUGUUUUGUGGAGAUUUUACAUAUUAUAGAUCUAUAUGUAAUAUAUAUAUAUAUAUUUGUUUGGAUGUCUGAUCUUUUCCUACAGCUUCUACCCAGGCCUGUUUUCUCUCCCUUAUCUUCACACCAUUCCUAGCAUAUCAAGGCCACACCCCUUGCCUUUUGGAUCCAAAGAAGAGGAGAGGAAAGACUUAUUUUAAGACAGAGCUAUUUUAUGCUUUUGUUAAAAAAGCAAAUCUAUUUUCAAAAUGUGCAAUGUCUGAAUGGAAGUGGCAAAUAAGAUGAGGGGACGGGGGUGCUGCCUCUAGGCCCCACCACGUGCCCUCCCCUCUGCCCUAUCAGCUCUCUUCCAUGCCUUUCCCUGUCAGCAAAGGGCUGGUCCCCAGAGCUCACCCAGGGAGCAUCUCACCGCCAGGACAGGGCACUCCCUCAGAAGUCGUGAGUCUAAGGAUCUGAUGACAUUGUCAUUCUUGGUGAUCCUCUGAGGAUUGUCACAUACAAAUCCUCUUGGAACUGUUUACAGUUGCACAAAGGACACCUGUGCAGACACAUGCCCCCCUCCCCCAGAUGGGCUGCUGGGCCCCCUCUCCUCAUUAGCCUGCUGGAAAAGGGCAGACGGUCUAAUGGCAGCUUAUGUCGAACAGCACUGAGGAUGUCGGUCUACUCCUUGAUGGACUCAUGAGACGGCGCAGAGCCCAGAGGAAGCGGCUUGGGAUCCUCUCUGUACCAGCCCUUUAGAGCAGAUAUGUAUGAGUUCCUUGGGCUUCUCCACUCCCUUUCACUUGAUCCCUGUCUGGUCUGGGUCACAUCUACGGCAUCUGUCUCCCUCUGUGACCCUUCUCUCUGGGGACUACUGCUUUUAAGGGAAUGGUACCUUGGUCUGGCAUCCAGACUGUGACAUCCGCUUCUGGGCUGAGGAGGGUCCUAUCGACAAUGUGACAUCGCAGCCUUGCCCAAGCAAGCCCCAGGACUCCUCUGGCAGGCUGCUGCUGGGGUGCUGAACUAAACCAGCUUGCCUUCCAAACUUCGCAUCAGCCAUGGAAGUGGGCAAGGGGGGCUCUUGCCUUGCAAGGAUUUGGGCAGGAUGGAAGUCUUUGUCCAGACCUGAAAUCAAGGGUUUGGAAUCUAGCACAGAGUUCCUGGCCAGCGUUUGAAGCCUGACCUCCUACCUUGGGCACUUACUGGCACCCUGUUCCCAGCCUCGAGCAUCCUCCUAUGAAUGAACAGGGCCCAGACGGGGGCCAGGGCUCAAUAGCCCACCCAGAGAAGCCCUGGUUAUUCCUCCAGGGCCUUCUCAAUUAGCACAUGACCUCCCUGAUCAAUAACCAAGAGGCUGCAAUCAAACACUGCUACUGUCACUUUAAAGAUUUUCUGAGAUUGCAAGCUGUACACUUCCUGUCCCGCCUUUGUGAGAGGCAUGUCCUUGGGGCAGAGCUGAUACAGCAAGAGGGAACCAGUUCCUUUCCCCCUUUCAGCCCUCCACCUGGCAGCUCUUAAAACUAAGGAAAAAUAUUAAAUAUACAUAUAUAUAUGCAUAUAUCUAUUUAUGCACAUAUUGGGGCCAAUUUGAUUUGCUAGUAUUAGACAAUAAACCAUACAAGGAAAUUUAUGAUCUCAGUGUCUUUAUUUAGUAUAAAGUGACCUUAGAAGAAGAGUGAAGUUUAGACAGAAAGCAUCUCUGUUGGGGGACCAAGCAGCUGUUGCAUUCCCUUAGCAUCUUUCUAGCCAGUGCCCCCGCUCCCUGAGGAUGAUGGGGCAGCCUGACUGAAAUAGGUGAGAGCUUGCUUCCUCCUUUCAGCUGCAUUCUUCUUAGAUUUAGGUACCGAAGAAUCCCAGUGAGUUCUGCAUUUGUAUCUUGUAAGUUUGUAUAAACCAAAUACAAGAAAUAAAAUUCACGGUUUGCA
Molecule: messenger RNA, 7806 nt
Organism: Carlito syrichta (Philippine tarsier)
Lineage: Eukaryota; Metazoa; Chordata; Mammalia; Primates; Tarsiidae
Gene: PLEKHA6
Product: pleckstrin homology domain containing A6
Exons: 29
Coding region: 175-3891 (1238 amino acids)
Source: RefSeq, a predicted model, not a curated record